AGAAAUUCCAGCACUUAAUUCCUUAAACAAUAAAAAAAUACUUAUUAAACCGUCGAUAAUACAACCUACAGCGUUCACAAUUGACCACCUAAAAUAAAGUUCCCAGCAUGCACUCACGUUAAGCACCGGGCAAAUAAGCAUGGAAAAAACUUUCCAAAAUCGUCAACAGCCAAUGAGACAACAAUCCAUGCCAAACGCACCCUUACACAGCAAGCAGAGAACAAACAAAAUGACCGUGCAAACAGCGAACACAACAAGUCCAGUGAGAUGGCUGAAUGCGCAUAAUAAAAGCAACACACAAACAACAACAGCAACAACAAAUGCAUUACGUAACAGCAGCAACACCACGCAAUACCACCGCAAGCAGCAACAACAACAACACAAAGCGACAACAAUAACACAAACAACACCAUGGCGCCUGCCGACAACAACAACACUACUACUCUGCACACUAACCCUGCUAAGUGUGUGUACGCCGCACAUAUACGCCUUUUGCCCCUCCAAGUGUCAGUGCCUCAGCGGCGAUGCGAACAGUCGUGCUUACUGCGCGGAUGCGGCGCUCGAAGAUGUGCCGAUCCAGCUGAAUCCCGAAACGAAAUACAUCAAUUUGACAAGGAAUAAAAUACGCAAUCUGGAAUUUACACUGCCAUUUUAUAUGAAACUCGAAGUGCUCGAUCUGUCGCAGAAUAUCAUCGAAACAUUGGGUUCGAAAAAUUUCGAAUAUCAAAAGGAUAUGCGUACGCUGAAUUUGAGUCGCAAUUCGGUGAGCGCACUGCAGAAGGAUGCCUUCAGAGGACUGACUAAUUUGCUGGUGCUCGAUUUGAGUUAUAAUCGCAUUGAGGUGGCGCAUCCCAGUGCUUUGAGUAAUCUCACAUCGCUGAUUAAACUCGAUUUGACAAAUAAUAAUAUAGUGAGCUUGGAGGAUAAUUGUUUUCACAAUAUGAUAUCCAUGGAGAUAUUGAUAUUUAAGAAUAAUCAACUGUUGGAUGUGCCAUCGAAUAAUUUGCAACAUUUGCAUGCGCUCAAAUCGCUGGAUUUGUCUGAUAAUCUGGUGGAGUAUGUGCGCAACGAUAGCUUCGAGGGGCUGCGCGAGCUGAUGAUGCUCACGAUGAGAGGCAAUGUGAUCUCGGAGUUGGAUUUGAGCGCGUUCGAGGGUCUGACUGCACUGAAGCAUCUGGAUUUGGCCGAUAAUAAUUUGACGAUGGUGCCUACCCAGCAACUCUCGAAAUUAUCCAAUCUCACUUUUUUAUCGCUGAGUGGCAAUCGGUUUUCGCAGCUACCCGCCGUUGCAUUUAUGAAUUUAUUUCAUCUGCGUGAACUACAUUUAAAUCGUUUGGAUCGACUAAAUCGCAUUGACUCAAGAUCCUUCAUCGACAACACGCACCUACAAGCGCUGCAUCUCGCCAACAAUCCCCAACUCUACGACAUCCCCAUGCGCCUGUUCCAAGGCAAUCCGAACGUGCUCGAAAUCUAUAUGCAAGGCAACAGCCUACAGACCCUCUACUCCGCGCAAUUCCCCGUCGAUCAGUUGGAACGUCUCUAUCUAGGCGAUAAUCCGCUACAAUGCAAUUGUUCACUGCUCUGGCUGUGGCGUUUGGUGACGGGCAAUUUUGAUGGCGAGUCCAACAACAACGCGGGCGGCGUGCAUGUGACACACACACAAGGCGAAGCUGCAGUUGCUGCGCUGGGUACAGCCGAUGCGGGCACAGUGUCGGACGCAGCAGCCGAAGCUUAUGUGGCACAGCACAAGUAUGCGACUUCACGUGGUAGUGGUGGUGGUGGUACUAGCAGCAGCAGCAGCAGUGGUGGCACCAGUGGCUAUCUACAACUCGACACCGAACGCAUUGGCUGUGAUAUAUGGCAGGACAAUGUGCGCACCCGACGUCGACUCAUCACAAUGUCUGAGAGUGAAAUCACCUGCCCCGCGCAUAUUGUCACUAUCGUCUGUGCAAUUUUUACACUCUUACUCGUACUUGCGAUCGGCGCCAGCAUCGUCUUCUAUUUACGUUUUGUGAAACGACGCCGAAAGCUCUUACAUGACCGUUCACUCACGCGUUCCGGCAAAUCCAUAGUCAACGUGCACGAUCGCAUAUUACAACAUCAGCCGCUGAGCGGUGGUGGUGGUGGCGGCGGCAUGCUCGGUAUGGGUGUUGGCGGACUCACCUAUCCACAUCACACAUUGCAACCACAAGGCGGUGGCACACAUCACGCCAUGCUGCCGCUGCACCCACACGAAUAUCAGCAAACACUACCAGCGCAAGUGGACAAGUUGGAGCUGGAACGAUAUCUGGCGGCGCAGGCGAUCGCCAAUGAGUAUCGUGCCUUGAAGCCGUGGGAGCUACCGCCAGUGAAGGAUGCGAAUGCCUACAGCGACGAGCCGGAACAUUUGUAUGAGAAAUUCGAUCAUUAUGACUAUCCGGACAUGCAGACGCUGAGCAAAUCGAAACAGGCAACGCUAAUGUCGAACCACAAUAGCAACACUAGCGAUGCAUGCAACACCAACACCAGCAACGGUGUGGUACCGAUGGGCAAGGGUGGCGCUGGUGCAGGCGGCACAGCGGUCAAGCCACAUGUUGUCUACGUAUGACUCCCGGGUGGGCAAGUGGAUGUCGGUGCAAAGGGUGGCAGUCAAAGUGCGGAGUACGAGCGAGGUGUGGGCGUGGACAUGGAAACCGAAGGCGAGUUGCGCUAUUGUCUCAACAACAACUACAGCAGUUAUGUGAAAUUAGUUUAGAAAGGGUAUCAAGUAAGGAACAGAAAUACUUGAGAAGAGGAGUAAUGAGCGAGUGGAAUGCUGUUGAGAGCAAUGAACUUUAAUCAAAUUUAAUAGAGCGCGAUGAGCGAGUCUUUAAGUCUAGCUGAGCUGCAGUGGGAGGCGAGAGGGAGACAAAGAGAGCGGAAGAGGAACGCAGUAGCACUAUAAGUAUAACAGCUGCAAUAACAAAAAAAAACACCGUUAAAAAUGUGUUAACUAAACAGAAGACGAAAAAUAAACUAAAAUCGUUUAGAAGCAGCGAUAAAUCGAUACAAGGGUAUAUAUAACUAUAUGUAUAUUAGCAUAUAAGUCAUAAACAAGUACAUACACCAAUAACAACAAAAAA
Ceratitis capitata (Mediterranean fruit fly) is the source of this 3101-nucleotide messenger RNA. RefSeq lists its product as uncharacterized. The record is from RefSeq and is a predicted model, not a curated record. Lineage: Eukaryota; Metazoa; Arthropoda; Insecta; Diptera; Tephritidae. Gene Ontology annotation, molecular function: protein binding. The transcript has 4 exons. The coding region runs from base 140 to 2587 and encodes 815 amino acids.